AUGUCGUUCGAUGACGCCAGCUCUUGCACUGAUGAUACCUUUGGGUUCAAUGAAGGUGGGUUGGCGAGACCUUGUAGUGCAAGAACUACAAUUAUUUUGACCGAUUCAAGCACCAGCAGCCACAGCAACCACGAGCCGACUAUCAGGAAUGGUAGUGGCAGUGGCAGUGACAGCGAUGUUGUGGUGGAAGAAGCUGACCACACGGGCGACACAACUGAGGACGAUCAAGACUCUUUGAACUUGCUGGCAUUUGAAAUAUUAUCGGUGACCAUGUACGAACAUCAUCAUACAUUUCCAAGUGGUGCGAGUGACGCGAGUGAUCUUGAUAUGGGCCGUUUUGGGGAGGGUGACGCUGCUGGUGGCCCUCGUGGGAACUCAGACAGGUCAGGGACCUCCACAUCUCACUGGGGGAGUGAUGGAGCAGAAUCACGAGUCGAUAGUGAUGACUCAAACACUAAUCGAGAAAGUGAGGAUGUCUUUGGCCUAAUGAAGAGGCCAUCAUCAGCUGAUGCAAGCAGUGCUUCUUCUCGCCAAAAGAGGUCAAAGGGAUCACUGCGCGGACUGCUGGUGGGAAGUGACCACAUCGGCCGUUUCUUCGAUCCAGAUCCAUCCAAACGGAAGACUUGUGAAAUCCGGAACUUCAACGUGCGUUGUGUGAAGCCCCAAGAAGAAAUCUACUUGGCCCAGUCUGGGCUGAAAGAUUCAUAUGGCAAUGGGGUUUUCUGUGUUCGGGGCAAAGCGAUCUUCAAGGGCAACACUUUUGUGCCACACAGUGAGGAGAUAUGGAUGUUCUUCGAUAUAGAGCAAACCAAGUCUGAUAUCAAUGCUGUGCACACACAUGGGACAAGCAUCAUGGAGAGUUUAGGUGUGAAGAGCAAGGGCAUCAGUGACAACACGGUGAGUCCAAGUCCAAGUCCUGUUGCAACAGCCUCAGCGGCAGCUCAACCACCUCGACAACCUGAAACAAAGGCUGCCUCCGCACAGGAAGUUGCGACGGCUCUGCACGAGCUUGAGAUGCGCAAGUGUGGCAUGACACCCAAGAAGGAGUCCCAAUGUCACCAAGAAACACCAUGGAGCGGAAAAUCAGAUUUGUUUGCUUGCGAUGGUCUUCAAGAUGAGCUGGAGAGACUGAUGCUAGAGGAGUAUCCGGAUCUUCUUGCACCUGGACAAGCCAAUGCAGCUGACUUGGCUGCCAAAGAUGAUGACUAUGCUGCCAAGACCUCUGAGACCGAGACAAAGCUUUUCCAUGUGGAGGAACAUCAACAUCACCCGGGUGUUGUUCGGAACAUGGACGACUACUUUGGCUUUUUCAAGCAUGCAGUGCACGUUGCGCUGGAUGAAGUGCAUGCAGUGCAUGAUGUUUGCACAGGGGAAACGACUGACAUCAUCUUCGACAAAAUGGCUUUGAUUCACAAGUUGAACGAUCUUUCUUUGAGCACUUCCUAUUCUGGAGUAGGGUCCCCUGAAACUUGCUUGCACACCCUGUGCCACUACAUCAAAGAAGCUACUGGUCUUCAACCAGCAAAGCCAUCCAUUCUGUUCCAAGUGGAGUAUGAUGCCUCUUGCAGGGAGGAGCUACAGCUCUACAAUUCAUUGGGCUCUGCUGGUAAGGUUCCGCCAGUGGGUCCAAUCAUCCGCGGCCUGCACACCAUGCGGAAGGAUUUGGAGGAGGAGCCACCAACGCCUGAGCCAAGGAGACGCCAUCGUGUGAAGUCACCUGCGAAGCCUGCUGCCAUACCAUCACUGUAUGGUCCAGUGUUCAGGCCGAUCCUGGAGCCUGAGCAGAAGCAGAAGUGA
Molecule: messenger RNA, 1797 nt
Organism: Durusdinium trenchii
Lineage: Eukaryota; Dinophyceae; Suessiales; Symbiodiniaceae
Source: the annotation of a GenBank genome assembly